Chlorella variabilis is the source of this 2170-nucleotide messenger RNA. RefSeq lists its product as hypothetical. Gene Ontology annotation, biological process: methionyl-tRNA aminoacylation. Gene Ontology annotation, cellular component: chloroplast stroma; mitochondrion. Bases 67 to 1863 code for a protein of 598 amino acids. The record is from RefSeq and is a predicted model, not a curated record. The transcript is spliced from 7 exons. Gene Ontology annotation, molecular function: methionine-tRNA ligase activity; ATP binding. Lineage: Eukaryota; Viridiplantae; Chlorophyta; Trebouxiophyceae; Chlorellales; Chlorellaceae.
GCGCCAGAAGCCGGGCCUGCCGCUGGGUGAGCACCGACACCACCUGCUGGGCUGGUGCACAGUCGCAUGGCCACAGCAGUGCAUGCUCCCAGCGCCAUGUGGUCGCUGAGGGCCACCGCUGCAGUCGCUGGACGAGCUAGGCUGGCUGCCCGGCAGGCGGCCUUCGGCCCCUGCCGCUCCAGGCUCGCGCAUUCGGCCCCACGGGCCUGUGCAGGCAGCGAUCAUAGCAAUGGCAGUGGCGCCAGCCAGCCGUUCACCGUGACCACGCCGCUGUACUAUGUCAACGCCGCGCCGCACAUGGGCAGCGCAUACCCCACCAUCGCCGCCGACGCCCUGGCCCGCUUCCAGCGCCUGCAAGGCCGCCGCGUCACCUUCAUCACCGGCACCGACGAGCACGGCGAAAAGAUUGCGCUGGCGGCGGCGGCCCGCGGCAUGGCCCCCAAGGAGCACUGCGACGACGUCGUGGCCAGCUACAAGCAGCUGUGGCGCGACCUGGACAUUGGUUACGACAGCUUCAUCCGCACCACCGACGCGCGGCACGAGGCGCUGGUGGUGUCUGUGCUGGAGCGCGUGUGGCAGCGCGGCGACAUCUACAAGGCCGACUACGAGGGCCACUACUGCGUGGACUGCGAGGAGUACAAGGACGAGGCCGACAUGGAUGCGGACAAGAACUGCCCGGUGCACCGCAAGCCGUGUGUGGAGCGCAAGGAGGAGAACUACUUCUUUGCCCUCUCCAAGUACCAGGCGCAGCUGGAGGAGCUGUGCAGCAGCCCAGGCACGUGCUUUGUGCAGCCCGAGUCUCGCCGCAACGAGGUGCUGGGGUGGGUGAAGAGCGGGGUGCGCGACUUCUCCAUCUCGCGCGCCGCCGUGGAGUGGGGGAUCCCCAUCCCGCGCGACCCCAAGCAGACCGUGUACGUCUGGUUUGAUGCCCUCAACGGCUACCUGUCAGGCCUGCUGCCCGAGGGCGCCGCCGCCGACGCCUCCCCCGAGGCGCUGGCCGCCGCCGGCUGGCCCGCCUCGCUGCACAUCAUCGGCAAGGAUAUCCUGCGCUUCCACGCCGUCUACUGGCCCGCCAUGCUGCUGUCGGCGGGCCUGCCGCCGCCCGACCGCGUCUACGGCCAUGGCUUCCUCACCAAGGACGGGCUGAAGAUGGGGAAGAGCCUGGGCAAUGUGCUGGAGCCGCGCGCGCUGGUGGGCGCCUACGGCGCAGACGCCGUGCGCUACUACUUCCUCAGGGAGAUUGUGUUUGGACAGGACGGCGACUUUAGCGAGGAGCGCUUCCGCAACAUCGUCAACGCCAGCCUGGCCAACGACGUGGGCAACCUGCUGAACCGCACGCUCAACCUGCUGCGCAAGAACUGCGGCGGCGAGGUGCCGCUGGACGCGGCCGACGUGGCGGCGGACCACCCGCUGCGCGCGCUGGCGGCGGAGAAGGCGCCCGCCGUGGCCGACGCCUUUGCGCGCCUGCGCUUCGACCAGGCCUGCGAGGCGGCGCUGAGCAUCAGCGGGCGGGGCAACCAGUACCUGGAGGAGACGGCGCCGUGGACGGCCUUCAAGAAGGGCAGCGAGGAGCAGCGGGCGGAGGCGGCGGCGGUGCUGGCGGCAGUGCUGGAGGCGGUGCGCGUGGUGGCGGUGCUGCUGUCGCCCGUCACCCCCUCCCUCUCCGCCCGCAUCUACCAGCAGCUGGGCUUCACCCCAGAGCAGCACCAGGCGCUGACCUGGGCGGACACAGAGUGGGGGGCGCUGAAGCAGGGGCACGCCACGCCGCAGCCAGUCCCCGUCAUGCAGCGGCUAGAGGGCGACCUGGUCACGCAGCCUGCUGGAGCGGCAGCUGCAGCAGCAGCCGUGGCAGCCAAGGCGUGAGGCCAAGCGCUGGCAUGCCAACCUUGCUGCUGCGCACUCCACUCCCGAGCAUUGCUCCCCACCCAGCAUUGAUCCCCUUGCUUGAAACCGCGCUCAUGUCUUCCCGCCUAUUUGAUUCCCUUCAAUUGCUUGCUAUGCCAGCCCCCUGCUCAAUUAUUCGUUUUUACAUAAGGAAUUCCAACCCUCCCCGUGGGUGGCGGGCUGCGGGAAACCGAGAGUGAUUCAGCGCAGGAGACUGUAGCAUGAGAUUUGGCAGCCAGCUUUGGUUUUUUUUGAGGUGGCAGCGGGGGAGUUAAGAACAGAGCAG